AGUGAAUCCGAUCGAGACGUCGCCAUGUUCUUGCUUGUCAGUUGUUUUGCUCUUGUGGUCUCUGCACUGGGGUGUGGAGUACCGACUAUUAUGCCCCAAGUGAGCGGAUACAACAAGAUUGUAAAUGGGGAGAAUGCUGUGUCUGGGUCCUGGCCUUGGCAGGUUUCUCUUCAGGAUGGGACUGGAUUCCACUUCUGUGGAGGAUCCCUGAUCAACCAGUACUGGGUUGUCACUGCCGCUCACUGCCGUGUGUCUUCUAGAAACCACCGUGUUAUCCUAGGAGAAUAUGAUCGUCAAAGCAACAGUGAGCAAAUUCAAGUCAAGUCAAUAGCCAGAGCCAUCACACACCCCUAUUACAACAGCCAGAACUUCAACAAUGACAUCACCCUCCUGAAGCUGUCCUCCCCAGUGCAGAUGACGUCCCGUGUGUCUCCUGUGUGCUUGGCCUCCUCCAGCACCAGCAUCCCCUCUGGAUCUAAAUGUGUCACCACUGGGUGGGGCAAGACCGGCUAUACCUCGAGCCCCCGCUACCUCCAGCAGACUAGCCUGCCUCUGCUCAGCCCUGCUCAGUGCAAGCAGUACUGGGGUUAUAACAGAAUCACUGAUGCCAUGAUCUGUGCUGGUGCUUCUGGAGUGUCCUCCUGUCAGGGUGACUCUGGUGGCCCUCUGGUCUGUAAGAACAGUGGAGUGUGGUCCCUUGUGGGUAUCGUGUCAUGGGGUACCUCGAACUGCAACGUGCAAACUCCUGCAGUUUAUGCCCGUGUGUCCUACCUACGAAGCUGGAUCGACCAGAUUGUUGCUUACAACUAACAUGAAAACAAAGCAAAUCGGCGAUACAGAUGUGCAUCAUCCUGCUAUCAAUGUGAUCAAUGAGUUAUUCUACGCAGCAUCAAUAUAAGCUGUCACAAGGAUGCUACUAUUUAUAUUGGCUUUGAAUGACAGCAACCAUUUGCUGUACUGCUUUCAUUGGUGCAUGUGUGAGAAAUGAUACAUAAAAUAAAAUAUAACUUUUAAGAGCA
Anoplopoma fimbria (sablefish) is the source of this 1019-nucleotide messenger RNA. RefSeq names its product chymotrypsin-like protease CTRL-1. Bases 25 to 810 code for a protein of 261 amino acids. Gene Ontology annotation, molecular function: serine-type endopeptidase activity. The record is from RefSeq and is a predicted model, not a curated record. Lineage: Eukaryota; Metazoa; Chordata; Actinopteri; Perciformes; Anoplopomatidae. Gene Ontology annotation, biological process: proteolysis. The transcript is spliced from 7 exons.